GACAAAACUGCAGUUGGCGUCCAACGAGUGAUCACUUUCAGUUGGCGGAAAUCGUUGGGCCUUAGCUGGUGAUCAAGUCUAGACCAUCCAUUGUUCUAGUGAUCAAGUCUAGCCCAUCCAUUGUUCUACGCUCCAAGAAAAUUAAAGACAGCAGACACAAUUCAAUGCAGUGCAGGGGGGAUAACUAGCACAAUAAUUUCUCGUUGACUUACCAAUCCUGGCGUUUGAGUGCAUAAGACAUGCUAUCUGCAAUACAUGUGACAUGAUCGUCCGUGACCAGUAACUACACGUGCUAGGGCCUGGUGUUGGCACUGUGUGUACAACAGUCGACUGGAUGACGUCAUCUUUUGCUGGAAGCUAGACCGGAACAAAUAUUUGCCGUGAGAUUUAAGAUCACCUGGCCAUCUGGAAUUAGCACGGAGCGUCCAGAAAAUACUGACCAGACAAGCAAACAUUGGGCAGAUGACAGCGAUUAGCGGAGACUGAGCUAGUUUCGUCUUUUUUUUUUUUUUUAAUUUUGGGAGCGCGAAUUGCUUGGUGGUGAAACGACGUCCACAUGUGUGGCACAUGUUCAGCAGUUUAAAAUUUUCUGUUUGUGUUUUUCUGGGAGGUUUGACGCGUGCACUAGCUGCAACGUCUCCCGCCAUUUUUUUUGUUUAACUUCAACUUUUAAUACUAGAGCGCCAAUAAGAUGGAAGUUUAAUACACCCUGAUCUGUGGGCCAUCAGACACCAUCACCUUGUGGGCCAUCUGACACCAUCACUUUGUGGGCCAUCUGACACCAUCACUUUGUGGGCCAUCAGACACCAUCACUUUGUGGGCCAUCAGACACCAUCACUUUGUGGGCCAUCAGACACCAUCACUUUGUGGGCCAUCAGACACCAUCACUUUGUGGGCCAUCAGACACCAUCACUUUGUGGGCCAUCAGACACCAUCACUUUGUGGGCCAUCUGACAGAAGAGACCAUCACAUUUCUGCUGAUUACCAUGGCAACGACUCUCAACGCUAAAGAGUGCAGCCAAAGGCCCCACACUCUGCUGCUGUCGCCGAAAGUAUUUUCUGUGCCCAGUCUCAGAGUGGAGGGACCUGCUGACGUCAGCAGAUCACGUGACCUACCAGCUACUGACCAGACAGACUCGAUCCCACUGCCCUUCCGCUACCAGGUCCGUCUCUGUGAGUCACGUGAUGGUCUAGGCUGUGACGUCACGUCCUCUGAGGAAGACACGUGGUCAAGGGAAGAAGAUUUGACCACGGCCCUGAAGUGGAUCCGCCAAGAGAUUCUUCAGAUGAAAGAACAAGACAAAUCACUUCUUAAACAGUUUAAGGACCUAAGGGCGAGCAUCCUUCAGUUAAGAUGUAUUUACACCAUGCACAGUUCCUGUUCAGAUGUGAGCAGCCUAGAGGGCAGCACGUACUCCCUCAACGAGCCAGCCAAGUCCCCCAGGUUGAGGAGACUGAUGCAGGACACACGGUCCAACAAACUUUCUGUCUCCCUGCCCAGUUCACCCCUGGUGGAGCGCUUCAAGUGGACGACAGACCAUUACAUUUAGACAUCACAUGGGACCAUUACAUUUAGACUAUUACAUUGAGGUAUAGACAGGAGAUGAUCGCAUGAAAUUAAUCAAAUGUUUUAAGUCUAUUGUAACAGAAAUAAAAUGACAUUGAAACCAUUUUCACCCGAGAAAUGUGUUACUGUAUGGAAAACACAAUGUACAGUUGUAUCCAAAUGUUAAGCUUGUGUAUUGUUACGUUUGUAUCAAAACAUAAACUUGUUCAACUCCUAAAGCUGGCUACAAGAAGUAACUUCACAAACAAAAUAAAAAAAGAUU
Messenger RNA from Physella acuta, 1829 nucleotides. RefSeq lists its product as uncharacterized. Lineage: Eukaryota; Metazoa; Mollusca; Gastropoda; Physidae. The record is from RefSeq and is a predicted model, not a curated record.